AUGUUAUCUAAUCGAUCGAAUAAGGACACCAAGGAAGUCAAACGCAUUAGUUUGAUUCCAAGUCGACAGGAGCAACAAUAAGACCAAGAAUACAAGUACAUAUAACCUGUAAAAACUGUGAAUGUGGAGAAUCAGGAUCCAAAAUGGUCAGAACUCAAAGUAGAUGGCAAGAAUAUCAACCACAGAGCCUACUCCAGCAUAACAAUCCAUAAUGAUUUCUUGUAUUUGUAUGGGGGAUACCAAGUUCAAUUAGGAAUCAUGGAUGAAUUCUAUCGUAUGAAUCUAAAGAGUUUAAGUUACCAAUGGGAAAAGCUGACUUACAAGGAAAACCCAGGACCCAGGACUCGCCAUCAGAUGUGUACCUUCAUAGAUAGGAUCUACAUAUUUGGUGGUCAGAUUCACUAAUCAGUCUCCACCAAUUCCAUGUGGUACUUUGAUCUCAAUUCCCACAUCUGGAUUAAGUGCAAAAUUAAUCAAUCAUAUCCUCCAGAAAUAGACAAUCACACAGCCAUCAUCCACAACGAUAAUUGGAUUGUAUUUGGGGGUUUUUUUGGAGGAACUGUUGGCUUACAUUCUAACUAUGUUUAUAAAUAUGAAUUUAGUUCCAACAAUUGGCAAAGAGUUUAACCAUAAGUCAGCAAAGCUCCAUAUCCCAGAGACGGAGCAGGCAUAGCUAUGCAUAAGAACAUUCUCUACAUGUUCGGCGGAUCUAAUGGUCAUGAAAGAUUUAACGAUCUAUGGAAAUUCGAUUUCUAAGUAUGGACCGAAAUCCCUAUCAGUUCCAAAGUAAAACCUAGAAUCAGAUCAGGUCAUGUGAUGCUUGCUCAUGAUGAUAAAAUAAUCAUCUUUGGAGGAAUACAUGAUAUCACUUGGGAAUUAGAUGACUUAUAUGUAUUUAAUCUUAAGAAAAUGGAAUGGGUUAGUGUUGAUGAGGACAGCGCUAGAAAGAAGGAUAAAUAAUUACUAUCUCCAAGCAAGGACACCAAAUAAGAUCAACAUUCACGAAGAUAAUUCAGAAAAUCCACUAGAACUGGCAGCAUAAAAAAGACUUUUAAAAGAACAACUCUCUCUCCCCUUAAAAAACCUGAUUAAUCUGAAGACAGUUUGGAGUCACCUACUAGAAAUUUGUCUUAAGCUUAAUCUAAUUAAAAAACCCUAGAUGAAAAAAAAAGAAAAGAAAUUUAACAGAAGAAAAUGGCUUUAUUAAAGAUUUUUGAAGUUGAUGAGGGUUAAAAAUAAUAACUUAGAGACAAUUCUCCUACCUCUGAAAAAAUGAGGAAUUCCUUAUUCUUAAUAGGCAAUCCAAAGGCUGACUUGAAAAUUAGAUAGGGAAAACUAACUGAAUUUGGAAAGCCUUUGGUUUCAAAAUUUCUUUAGCCCCUUCAAUCAAUGUAAAAUUCAAUCGUUGGAAAGAAACCCUGCGCUCGAGAUGGACAUUCAUUUACAAUAUAUGAAUCUUAACUUCUCAUUUUCGGUGGAGAUAGACAUCAAAUGUCCUUUAAUGAUAUAUAUUCUUUAGAUUUAACCAAAGUUUGA
Molecule: messenger RNA, 1536 nt
Organism: Paramecium tetraurelia
Lineage: Eukaryota; Ciliophora; Oligohymenophorea; Peniculida; Parameciidae
Exons: 3
Molecular function (GO): protein binding
Source: RefSeq, a predicted model, not a curated record